Messenger RNA from Monodelphis domestica (gray short-tailed opossum), 12521 nucleotides. It is a transcript of the gene LAMA5, whose product is annotated as laminin subunit alpha 5. Gene Ontology annotation, molecular function: signaling receptor binding. The record is from RefSeq and is a predicted model, not a curated record. Gene Ontology annotation, cellular component: laminin trimer. Gene Ontology annotation, biological process: regulation of cell migration; substrate adhesion-dependent cell spreading; cell migration. Lineage: Eukaryota; Metazoa; Chordata; Mammalia; Didelphimorphia; Didelphidae.
GAGCCGGGCCGGGCUGGGUUAGACAGGGUUGGGCCGGGCCGGAGAGUCGAGAGGAGGAGCGGGGCGGGAGAGGGCGGGGGGAACUUGAAGUCUCCUCCCCGGAUUAAGUGGCCCAGCACUGGUUUGGGAGCUCGGGGAGAAGAAGCCGGGAGCGUGCGCAGGAUAGUCGGAGAAAGUUGGGCUCUCACAUUUAUUCAUUUGUUAAUUGGACGCCCUGCGCUCAGGAUGUGCGCUGAGGAUCCUCGCUGAGUUGAGAGCCCCCCACCCCCACCCUCCUCUCCUCUUCCUACUUUUCCAGUUCGUUCGCUUCCCAGCGCCUGCCGCCCGCUCCCCUGAGAAGAUGGCGAGUUGGGGAGCUGGGCACCGCCGGGGGGACGGGUCUCCCUGCGCGCUGUCUCUUCUGUUGCUACUGCUGCUUUUUCUCGGUGGUGGAGCUGGAGCGCCAGAGACCGGUGGUGAAGGUAGCGGCGACUUGGGCAGUGAGGGCGGUGGUUUCAGUCUACACCCACCCUACUUCAACCUGGCCGAGGGUGCCCGCAUCUCGGCUUCUGCGACUUGCGGCGAGGAGGCUCCGGCCGGAGCGCGGGGGCCCUCUCGGCCCACGGAGGAUCUUUACUGCAAGCUAGUUGGGGGGCCAGUAGCUGGCGGCGACCCCAACCAGACCAUCCAGGGUCAGUACUGUGACAUCUGCACAUCAGCCAACAUCAACAAGGCUCAUCCUAUCACCAAUGCAGUGGAUGGAACGGAGCGAUGGUGGCAGAGCCCUCCACUCUCCCGGGGUUUGGAGUACAGCGAAGUCAACGUCACCCUAGAUCUGGGCCAGCUUUUUCAUGUGGCUUAUGUCCUCCUCAAGUUUGCCAACUCCCCACGUCCAGACCUCUGGGUACUCGAGAGAUCCACUGACUUUGGACUCACCUACCAACCUUGGCAGUACUUUGCCUCAUCCAAGAGGGACUGCAUUGAGAAGUUUGGAUUUCAGACGCUGGAGCGGAUCAACAAGGAUGAUGAUGUCGUUUGUACCACCGAGUACUCACGAAUUGUUCCUCUGGAAAAUGGAGAGAUCGUGGUGUCUCUGGUGAAUGGGCGGCCCGGAGCCAUGAAUUUCUCCUACUCUCCACUCCUUCGGAAUUUCACCAAGGCCACCAACAUCCGCCUUCGUUUUCUACGAACCAAUACUCUCCUUGGACACCUGAUGGGGAAGGCACUACGAGAUCCCACCGUGACUCGCCGGUACUACUACAGCAUCAAGGACAUCAGCAUCGGGGGACGCUGCGUCUGCAACGGUCACGCCGAUGUCUGCAAUGCCAAAGAUCCCACAGACCCCUACAGGCUCCAGUGUGCCUGUCAGCACAACACUUGUGGGGGUGCCUGUGACCACUGCUGUCCCGGCUUCAACCAGCUGCCCUGGAAGCCAGCCACGAUGGACAACGCUAACGAGUGUCAGUCCUGUAACUGUCACGGGCAUGCGCAUGACUGUUACUAUGACCCAGAAGUGGAUCGGCACAGAGCUAGCAAGAACCAGGACAACAUCUACGAAGGUGGAGGUGUCUGUAUUGACUGUCAGCACCACACAACUGGCAUCAACUGUGAGCGCUGUAUCCCCGGCUACUAUCGCUCCCCUGACCAUCCCAUCGACUCCCCCUACGUUUGCUACCGCUGCAAUUGUGAGUCAGAGUUCACCGAUGGAACGUGUGAGGACCUGACUGGCCGUUGCUACUGCAAACCCAAUUACACAGGGGAGCUGUGCGAUGCGUGUGCCAAAGGCUUCACAGAUUUCCCCCACUGCUAUCCCGUGCCCUCAUUCUCCCACAACGACACUGGGGCCCAGGUGCUCCCCGCCGGACAGAUUGUGAACUGUGACUGCAGCGCCGCAGGGACCUUGGGAAAUGCGUGCCGGAAAGACCCUCAGGUUGGCCAGUGUGUGUGCAAACCCAACUUCCAGGGCGUCCACUGUGAGCAGUGUGCCCCAGGCCACCAUGGGCCAGGCUGCCUGCCCUGCCGAUGCUCCGGGCCUGGCCAGAAAGGCGACACUUGUGACGACGAGACGGGACAGUGUGUAUGCCGCACCGGCUUUGAGGGCCCUGCCUGUGACCGCUGUGCCCCCGGCUACUUCAGCUACCCUCUGUGCCAGCUGUGUGGCUGUAGCCCUGUAGGAACUCUGCCCGAGGGCUGUGACGAGUCCGGGAGAUGUUUGUGUCGCCCCGAGUUCGAUGGUCUGCACUGCGACAGCUGCCGUGUGGGCUACCACUCCUACCCCCACUGCCAAGUUUGUUCCUGUGACCCCCGGGGCUCCUUGGACCAGUUCUGCAGUGGGGCUGGAAUGUGUCACUGUCGGCCUGGCUAUGGUGGCUCUAUGUGCCAGGAAUGUGCCCCUGGCUAUUAUGGAUUCCCCAACUGUAUGUCGUGUCACUGCUCAGAGGCUGGGUCCUUCCACGCCACCUGUCACCCCGAGACUGGGCAGUGCAGCUGCCGGCCACGAGUGAGCGGUGUGCACUGCGAUACCUGUGUGCCUGGGACCUACGGGUUCCCCCGCUGCGAAGUUGGCUCCUGUGAUCCAGCUGGCCAGGCGUCGGGCAACUCCUCUCUCUCUCAGGGUUCCUGUGAAUGCCGGGCUCAUGUGGAGGGUCCAAAAUGUGAUAGAUGCAAGCCUCUCUAUUGGAAUCUAAGUCCAGCGAACCCCUUUGGCUGCAGAAGCUGUAGCUGUGACCCUCGAGGUACCAUCAAUGGAGUGGCUGAAUGUCAACAGGGCAAUGGACAGUGUUUCUGCAAACCCAAUGUCUGUGGUCAGAUGUGCACAGUCUGCAAGGACGGCUACUUCAGAUUGGACCAAGCAGAUUACUUCGGCUGUCAGACCUGUCAGUGUGACAUUGGGGGGGCCCUGGCCCAGGGCUGUGAGCCAAGGACGGGGGCCUGUCAAUGCCGGCCCAAUACACAAGGGCCCACAUGCAGUGAGCCUGCAAGAGACCAUUAUCUCCCAGACCUGCACCAUCUCAGGUUCGAGCUAGAGGAGGGCUCCACGCCUGAUUGGCGGCCCGUGCGUUUUGGCUAUAACCCCUUGGAGUUUGAGAAUUUCAGCUGGCGGGGCUAUGCACAGAUGACUCUUGUUCAGCCCAGAGUGGUGGUGAAACUCAAUGUGACGUCCCCUGACCUAUUCCAUCUCGUUUUCCGCUAUGUCAACCGGGGUCCCACAAAUGUGAAUGGGAAGGUUUCAGUCUUUGAGGAAGGGAAGUUUAAUGCUUGCAGCAAUUGCACCGAGCAGUCCCAUUGGGUCACCUUUGCCCCUAGCACAGAGCCCGUGUUUCUUACCGUGCCCCAGAGCAGCUAUGGGGAGCCCUUUGUCCUGAACCCCAGUAUCUGGUCCCUGGUUAUUGAGGCUGAAGGUGUCCUGCUGGACUAUGUGGUCCUGCUUCCCAGUGCAUACUAUGAAGCCCCCAUACUGCAGCUGAAGGUGACUGAGGCCUGUACCUACAACCCCAAACCUGAGCAAAAAUGGAAUAACUGCCUCUUGUACACCUACCUCCCCUUGGACGGCUUCCCUUCUGCCAGCGGGACGGAUGCCAUCUGCCGCCGCGACAAUAGUCUCCCCAAGGCCUGCCAGAUGGAACAGAUUAGUUCCUCUCACCCACCACUGGCCUCUUGCUGGGGCAACGACGUGGAUGUCCAGUUGCAAAUGGUGGUGCCCCAGCCUGGCCAGUAUGCACUUAUUGUGGAGUACGCCAAUGAGGAUGACCUUCAGGAUGUGAGUGUGACUGUGCAUACGCCCCAGUGGAUACUGCAGCAAGGGCUGCUCACGCUCUACCCCUGCCAGUACAGCUUCUUGUGCCGGGGUACUGCCUUAGAUUCCCAGAAUCGCCUCGCAGCUUUUGAACUCACUGGUGAGGCUAGCAUUCAGCUCACAGCAGAACACGCACAGUUCUUACUGUACCGCAUCUACCUGGUCCCCAUAAACAAGUUCACCACAGAGUUUGUGGAACCCAGAGUUCACUGCAUCAGCAGUCAUGGAACCUUUGGACCGAGCAGUGGUUCCUGCAUCCCUUCCCGCUUCCAGAAGCUGUCCCAGCCCAUUGUUUUAACAGAGUGCAGAGUCCUGCCUGUGCCCCCCGACUUCCCAUUGAGCCACAUGCACACGGUCACUCCUGCUGGACCCCCCACGAGCCCUCAGCCUCGCCCCCCCACAGCUGUGGACCCCGCCAGCAAUCCCACCCUCCUGCAUUCUUCCCAGAGCACCGUCGUGUUUAGCACCCACAUCCAGACGCUGGGACGUUACGCCUUCCUGCUCCACGGCUACCAACCCAACCACCCCACUUUCCCCGUGGAGGUGCUCAUCAAUGGUGGCCGGAUCUGGCAUGGCCAGGCCAAUGCCAGCUUCUGCCCCCACGCUUACGGUUGCCGCAGCCUGGUCAUGUGUGAGGGUCAGAUCAUCCUGGAUGUGACGGACAAUGAGCUGACUGUGACUGUCCGUGUGCCUGAGGGCCAGCAGCUCUGGCUGGAUUAUGUGUUAGUUGUCCCUGAGGAUGGCUAUAGCUCCAGCUACCUCCGAGAGGAGCCUCUGGACAAAUCCUAUGACUUCAUCAGUCUCUGUGCAGCCAAUGGCUUUUACAUCAGCCCCAGCUCGACUCCGUUCUGCCAGAAUGCCGCCAUCUCACUCUCCCUUUUCUACAACAAUGGGGCCCAGCCCUGCUACUGCCAUGAAGUGGGAGCCACGAGCCCUACCUGCGAGCCUUUUGGGGGCCAGUGCUCCUGCCGGGCCCACGUCAUCGGCAGGGACUGCUCCCGCUGUGCCACGGGCUACUGGGGCUUCCCUAACUGCAGACCCUGUGACUGCGGCACCCGCCUCUGUGAUGAGGUCACUGGCCAGUGCAUCUGUCCACCCCGCACCAUCCUACCAGACUGUGUGGUCUGCCAGGACCAAACCUUUGGUUGCCAUCCCCUGAUAGGCUGUGAAGACUGCAACUGUUCUCGCCCUGGCGUCGAGGAGCUCACAGAUCCUGGCUGCGACUUGGACAGCGGGCAGUGCAAGUGCAAACCCAAUAUCAUCGGCCGCCGCUGUGACGCUUGUGCUCCUGGUUUCUAUGGCUAUCCCAACUGCCGGCGGUGCCAGUGCUUUGAGGCCGGCACAGUGGCUGGAGUAUGUGACCCCAUCACUGGCCAGUGCCAUUGUAAGGACAAUGUGGAGGGCCUACGCUGUGAUCAGUGCCGCGUGGGCACCUUCUCCCUGGAUGCCACAAACCCCAAGGGCUGCACGCGCUGCUUCUGCUUUGGGGCCACCGACCGGUGCCAGAGCUCCCAGCAAGUCCGUGGAGAGCUUUUAGACAUGCAAGGCUGGGUGCUGCUGAGUGGGGAGCGGCAGGAGGUGCCAACCUCACUCCGUGCAGACAUUGGUUUGGUCCAUGCUGAUGUUCGGAAUGUCCCAGAAGCCUUUCAAGACCUUUACUGGCAGGCACCUGUCUGCUACCUGGGGGAUCGGGUGUCAUCCUACGGCGGGAGGCUGAGCUAUGAGCUGCACUCCGAGACCCAGCGUGGGGAUGUCUUUGUCCCUACAGAGAGCAGGCCAGAUGUGAUCCUGAAGGGAAACCAGAUGAGUAUCACUUUCCUAGAGAGCUCCUACCCAGCCCCUGGGGACAUUCAUCGAGGGAAGGUGGAUCUGGUGGAGGGCAAUUUCCGUCACACAGAGACUCACAACCCUGUCUCCCGGGAGGAACUAAUGAUGGUGCUGGCUGGUCUGGAGCAGCUGCAGAUCCGUGCCCUCUUCUCCCAGAUCUCCUCAGCUGUCUCUCUUCAGAGGGUCGUGCUAGAGGUGGUGACAGAUGCCCCUGGGGGAGCUCAGGCCAGCAAUGUUGAGGUCUGCAUGUGUCCUGCCAACUACCGUGGCGACUCAUGCCAGGAAUGUGCUUCUGGCUAUUACCGAGACACCAAGGGCCACUUCCUGGGCAAAUGCAUUCCAUGCCACUGCAACGGGCACUCGGACCGAUGCCUGCCAGGAUCGGGCAUCUGUGUGGGCUGCCAACACAACACUGAAGGUGACCACUGUGAACGGUGCAAGGGUGGCUUCGUGACCAACACAACCCAAGACCAAUCGUCUUCCCUUUGCGUCAGCUGUCCCUGCCCUCUUUCUGUGCCUUCCAACAACUUUGCAGUUGGAUGUGUCCAUAAAGGUGGCAUUACCCAAUGUCUCUGCCAGCCUGGGUAUGCUGGAGCUUCUUGUCAACGGUGUGCCCCCGGAUACUAUGGCAACCCCCUGGUGAUCGGCAGCUCCUGCCAACCCUGUGACUGCAGUGGCAAUGGGGACCCAAAUAUGUUAUUCAGCCACUGCGACCCCCUGACCGGGGCCUGCCUAGGCUGCAUGUACAACACGGCGGGCCCCCACUGCGAGAGCUGCGCUCCUGGCUACUAUGGCAACGCUCUGCUCCCUGGGAACUGCACCAAGUGUGACUGCUCGCCCUGUGGGACGGAGGCAUGCGAUGCUCGGAGUGGGCGCUGUCUGUGCAAAGCCGGUGUGACUGGCCCGCGCUGUGACCGCUGCCAGGACGGGUACUACGGCUUCGAUGGCUGUGGAGGCUGCCAGCCCUGUAACUGCGGUCCGGCUGCGAUGGGGCCCAGCUGCCACCCCCAGAGCGGGCAGUGCCAUUGUCGGGUCGGGGUCAGUGGAGCUCAGUGCCAGCAGUGUGCCCCUGGCUACUGGGGGUUCAGUGAACACAGCUGUACUCGCUGUCCAUGUCGAGGGGGCCACUGUGAUCCCCGCACGGGCGAAUGCACCUGCCCCCCAGGCCUGAGCGGGAAGCAGUGUGACUCCUGCAGCCACCAGCAUCAAGUGCCUGUGACCCACGGCCCCGGGGGUGUCCACUGUGAAGUGUGUGACAACUGUGUGGUGCUGCUGCUGGACGACCUGGAGAGGAUGGAACCACUCUUCCCUGCCAUCCGCCAGCAGCUCAGCAGCCUCAAUGCCAGCUCCAUGGCCUGGACCCGAUUACAUGGGAUCAACAGCUCCAUCGUCGCCCUGGCAGAUCAGCUGCGCGGCCCCGCGGGGUCUCGGGAGCCAACAAGGCAGAGACUAGACGAGCUGGAGCGUCAGAGUGGAGUUCUGGACGAAGAGACUGAAGUGCUUCACAGCAAGGUAGCAGACGCUCAAGCCCGGGCAGGUCAGCUCCAGGAGAGUUCCGGGGACAACCUGCAGCGGGCAGAGGCCCUGCUCCGGAGCAUCCAGAACAUGGAACGGGCUCUGGGAGAGCUGAUAUCUCAGAUGGACAGACUGUCCCCGUCUAAUGCCAGCGCAGCCUCUGGCGAAGAGUUCCUGCGGACGCUGGGGGAGGUGGAGCGGAUGCUGCAGGAGAUGCGGGGCAGGGAUUUCGGAGGGCCACGGGCGGUGGCCGAAGGGGAGCUGAGAGAGGCACAGAGCUUACUGAACCGAGUACAGAGUCAACUGACCAGCCGGUGGGAAGAGAGCCAGGCUUUGGCAUCAAGCAUCCGGGAGCGGUUAGCUCAGCACAAUUCACAACUUAUGGACCUCCGGGAUGCCUUGAAUGAGGCUGUCAAUAAGACUCGUCUCACUGAAGAACUCAACAGCCGGAACCAAGGGUACCUGGAGGAGAGGCUGCAAAAGAAGCAGGAGUUGGAGAGGGAAAAUUCAACACUGAGAGAUAUCCUGCGCAUGGCGGAAGAUGCUUUAGCUCAAGUCUCUGAACUUUUGCAGACCAUGGACAGGGCCAAGGAGGAAUACGAGCAUCUGGCUGCCAACUUGGAUGGUGCCCGGACCCCACUGAUAGAGAAGAUGCAGAAAUUCUCUCCUGCAAGCAGCAAGAUUCCCAUUGUGGAGAGAGCUGAGGAGCAUGCCCAAGAGCUGGACCAGCUUGCGUACAACCUCUCCAGCAUCAUUCGUGACACAAACCAGGAUCGGUUCAUUCAGCGAGCAAUUGAAGCCUCUAAUGCUUAUGCCAGCAUCCUUCAGGCUGUGGGGAAAGCAGAGGCAGCUGCUAACCAGGCCCUGCAAAAUGCAACCAGCACGUGGAGGAUGGUGAUUCACGGAGGGCUGAAUGCCCGAGCCCGGGAGCUCCGGGAGAACAGCAGCAUUCUGGAAGAAGCUGUCCGCAACCAACAGAAGAAAUUGAGUGGAGCCAUUAGAGAAACCUUGCAAGCUUCCAGGACUCAGCUGGAAGAAGCCAAAGCUAAGAAAGAUCGGCUCGUGGCCCAGCUGAAGGGUGUGCAGAGCAUGCUAGCCAUGGACAGAGAUGACACAAGUGAGAAGAUCGCCCGUGCCAAGGCAAUGGCCAUAGAAGCCAAUGACACAGCCACACAGGUGGGGGCCACACUGAGGGACAUGCAGAGAAAUCUACAUCAAUGGCAGGAUCAGUAUGGAAACCUGAGGAACCAAGACCUGGCCCAGGCCAUGGAAGAUGCUGGGAAAUCAGUAUCCAGCCUAGAGAAGACUCUGCCUCAACUGCUGGCCAAGCUAAGCCACCUAGAGAACAAGAGAGGCCAGAAUGCCAGUCUGGCCCUCUCCAACAGCAUCUUGCGUGUGCGGGAACUCAUCACCCAGGCCCGUAGUGCCGCAAGCAAGGUGAAAGUGCCCAUGAAAUUCAAUGGCCGCUCAGGAGUGCAGCUGCGCCCUCCCCGGGACUUGCAGGACUUGGCUGCAUACACAGCUCUUAAGUUCUAUAUCCAGAGCUCAGAGCCGCCUCAACAGCAAGGCCAGGAUGGCAGCAGCCAGUUUGUCCUCUACAUGGGCAGUCAUGAGGCCUCUGGGGACUACAUGGGGGUAGUCCUACGUGAACACAAGGUGCAGUGGGUUUACCGGCUUGGGGAAGCAGACCACAGGACUCUGACCAUCGACGAGGACAUCGGAGAACAGUUUGCUACUGUCAGCAUUGACAGGAUCCUUCAGUAUGGUCAUAUGUCUGUCACAAUGGAAAAGCAGACAGUACAUGAGACCAAGGGAGAUAGUGUGUACCCUGGGGACCAGGGUCUACUCAAUCUAAGACCUCAGGACUUUGUCUUCUAUGUGGGUGGCUAUCCCUCCAACUUCACGCCCCCCGUGCCUCUGCGUUACCCUGGUUACCGGGGCUGCAUUGAGAUGGACACCUUGAAUGAGGAGGUUAUGAGUCUUUACAACUUCCUGAGGACCUUCCAUCUGGAUACAGCUACAGACAAACCCUGCGCCAGGUCCAAGUCCACGGGGGACCCCUGGCUGACAGAUGGCUCCUACCUGGAUGGCACAGGCUUUGCACACAUCAGCUUUGAGAGUCAGAUGAGCAGCACCAAGCGCUUUGAGCAGGAGCUGAGACUGGUCUCCUAUACUGGCAUCAUCUUCUUCCUUCAGUACCAGGGCCAGUUCCUAUGUCUGGCUGUUCAGGAAGGCCGCCUUGUCCUCUACUAUGACUUUUACCAUGGGCUGCAGACUGCCACCCCCCAACAGGAACUGGCACCCCUUACCUCGUCCAACAAAGCGAUCCAGAUUUUCAUCAUGGGUGGGGCAGGCCGAAAGCGGGUCCUGGUCCGAGUGGAGCGAGUGUCUGUCUUCAGCCUGCAGGAGGAGAAUAUGCUGGAAAACGCUGACUCCUACUACCUGGGAGGGGUUCCUCUGGCCCAGCUUCCCUCAAGCCUACGACCCUUGUUCCCCACUGGAGGGUCGAUUCGAGGCUGUGUGAAGGGUCUCAAAGCCCUUGGCAAAUAUGUGGACCUGAAGAGACUGAAUACCACAGGCAUCAGCUCAGGCUGCACAUCUGACCUCCUGAUUACUCGAUCCAUGACCUUCCAUGGGCAUGGCUACCUUACCUUGGCCCUCAGAGAUGUGCCCCCUCUCACCGGAAACUUCUACACUGGUUUUGGCUUCCGUUCCACCCAAGACAGCGGUCUUCUCUACUAUCAUGCCUCUCCAGAGGGCAUUUUCCAGGUAUCCCUGAGACAGGGCCGGGUGACUCUCAAGUUCCGUCGGAGUGAGGUGAUGACGAGAGGUGCUUACGCAGAUGGGGCUGCACACUACGUGGCUGUCUACAGUAAUGACACAGGGGUCUGGCUGUACGUGGACGAUCAACUCCAAGGCACAGAGCGCCAAGGGGGCCGGUCUCAGCGUCAGGCUGCCACCGAAGGCCCUCCUCGCUUCCUUCUUGGGGGGCUGCCAGAGUCUGGUGCCUUCCAAAACCUGACGGGCUGUAUCAGCAACGUCUUUGUGCGGCGGGUGUCGGAGGCCCAGCAUGUAGUCGACCUGCAGCAGAACAUUCAGAACAUCAAUGUGACCACAGGUUGCACUGUCCUGGACCAACCACUCCAGCUCAGGGUAUCGCCAAGGAAGUUCCGAAGGAAACCCAAGGCUGCUCUCCACGACUUGGAUAGCCCCCCGGACGCUGCCUGCCAGAUCUCCGCCCAUCCCAAAACCAUCAGCAACGCUUACCAGCUUGGGGCUUCUCCCGGCAGCCAUCUGCAGUUUGCUCAUGUCCCAUUCUCUUUCCAGGAACGGACCCACUUCUUCAUGGAUAUCCGACUUCGCUCACCCCAGGGGCUCCUUCUGGCUGUGCCCACUGUGGAGUCAGGAAGCCCCUUCCUGGUCCUCUACCUCAGUCAUGGCCACUUUGUCCUCCAGGCAGGAGGUCAGGGAAAACCUUUUCGGAUCCGCAGCCAUGAGCGAUAUAAGCCAGGAGGCUGGCAUGCGGUCUUUAUCAGCCGAGAGCAGAAUCGAAUUCAGCUGGUGAUCGACGGGCUUCGGGCUCAGAGCAGUAAGGGGCCUCCUGGCCGCAGGAAGGCAUUGCUGGGUCAUGGACCGAUCUAUGUGGGUGGCCUCCCCUCGGGCCACAGCUGGACUCAUCUUCCAGAAGCAGCCGGCUCUGCCUUCAAAGGAUGCAUAAGGAACCUGAAGCUGAAUGGACAGCCUCUGGAGGCCCCAACACAGCUCCAAGGGGUGGUCCCAUGUUACACGGGGGCCCUGGAGAAGGGCCUGUUCUUUGCUGCAGAAGGGGGAGCUGUCGUGUUGGAUCCCCCCAGUGGGGACGGCCCAGAACUGGAGCUGAUGCUGGAGGUUCGUCCUUGGGCAGCAGCCGGACUCAUCUUUCACCUGGGAUCCGGGCAGAGGCCACCCUAUGUCAGACUUCAAGCAGAUGCAGACAAGGUGCUUAUCAGAGCCAACACCGGGGCAGGUGAAUUCUCUGUGUCAGUGGCCCGGCCUCCUCUCUGUGAUGGCCUGUGGCACCGGAUUGCAGUGAUUAAAGGAAGAAAUAUGAUCCAACUUGAUGUGGAUACUGAAGGCAACUAUACAGUGGGUCCUGCCCUAGUACCUUCCAUUAUCACCAAAGAACCUCUUUACCUGGGAGGUCUGCCAGAGACCUCAAAGGGCACAAGUCCAUCAUCUCCCCCUGGUUACCAUGGCUGUAUGAGGAACCUCGUAAUAAACCGUCACCCCAUAGACCUGACGCACACUGGUACUGUCCGAGGGUCGGUGGGUGCAAGUGGCUGCCCGGUUAUGUAAAUAAAUGGCCCAGACACAUAAGAGAUUAAAGCUGCCCUGCUUGCAUAUGGCCCCUCUCUCUGGUUAUUAAGCAUUGGCAGACACUGCGCUCCAUCAUCUUCUCAGUAUUUUUCACCCCAGUGGGGAAAUUUGGACAACUGAUUCAAGCAUUAGACACUUUACAAGUCAUCAGUGGUAAUGAAGUAAAUUGAACACAUCUUCUGUAAUUUAAGAACCCAAAGCGGGGCUACACAUUUCUGGGCCUGAGAUGGUGCUAAGGUUAAGGUGGUCCCUCAGCUGUGCUUGCUGGUUUGCCCACCACUCACAGAAUCUCAAAGCUGGAGGGGACCUCCAGAAGAAAUCUAGUCCACCACACUGAAGCAUGAACUGACUCUGCAGCAUCCCCAAGUCCACCCAUCCAGCUUUUGCUUCAAGAUUCUAGGGAUGGAGAACUCACUACCUCUCAUUCCGUUUUUGAAUAGCUCUGCUCCUUACAAAGAUUUUCCUUCCAUUAAGCCCAAAUCUCCCUGUUAGCCACCAAUCCCAAUUCUGCUCCCUUAGGCCAAAUUAAAAGAAAUCUAAUUUCUCUUCCACAUGACAACACUUCAAAUACUUGAAGAUGGUGAUCGUGUCCUUGCCCCCAGUAAGUCUUCUCCCCAUUAAACAUCUCUCAGAAUUGAUCCCCAUAAAAUUGCUUGGAGUCCAUAUAUUUAUUCCCUCCUCAAUCCUUUUAGGGUCAAAUUUAUUGAUUUUCACUGGUUGUAGUACAGCUCCAAUGACAAGACUUUUCUUUUGUCCACUUAGCUCACUUUGUGCACUUACACAUUUAUGUUUUUAUACAUAUUAUAUAUAUUUGUGUGUAUAUAUCUAGAUGUAUGGGGAUAAAUCUUAUGUCUGGAAAUGAUUUAUAAAUUAUGGUUUUUUAUAUGAUUGGGUAAAUAUUAUACAAUGGGUUAAUCUCUUAUCUUCCAAUGAACUUAGUAUGGCAUUUUUCUUUCACCCUUUUUCAGUAGAAAUGAAAGCUUUGUAAAUCACUGGUACAUACUUUUGAAAGCAAAAAUAAUAAAAAAGGAAAUGUGCUUAUUUUGAA